AAAAAAAAAAAUUUUUUUUUUUUUUGACACAAUAAUUUUUGAUCAAAUACAUGAUAUUUCUCAUUUAAUUUUUAACAAAAAUACUCUUUAUCAAGUAUUUUUAUACAUCAUGUUUUGAUUCCUCGAGUAACUUAUCAACUAAGUUGUUCAGUCUAUAAAUAAAAUAUUUUAGUUCUUUGUAUAUAUUAUUACACCCAUAGCAUACAUUUUUUUUUCUUAUCUGUAAAGUUCUUUAUUCAUAAGAAACAAACACUUGCCCAACGGCCCUUUUUUAACCUUCUAAAAUUAUAUUUAUGCUUCAAGUGUCACAGUUAGUUCGAUAUCCAGUAAAUCACAGGAUAAAUCAAACUCUGGAAAUGUCUACUUCGAUCAAUGAGUUUAAUGAUAUCCUGAAUGCUGAAGUUCAUAUUGAUCUUGAUAAGCUGAGAGAAUCUUCAAGACAUGGUGUUCCCAUGGAAAUUAGAGGAGAUGUUUGGAAGUAUCUACUCGGAGUAAAUCCGGCUGAUAGAUCGCAGGAAUUGACUAGCGUUAAGAUUAAAUCUGAAGAAUACAACGCUAUUGAAAAAGAGUAUAUAGAAAUCAAUAAACGCAUUCGAGGUGAAGUUGGUCGAUAUCAAAAGAUUAAAAAUCUCGACGAUACCAAUGGCUAUAAGCAAAUCUUUGAAAAUGUCAUUGGAGCUUAUUUGAAUCAUAAUCGAGAUGUUGAUUAUCAUCCAGCUCUUGUUCACUUAUGCGCACCGUUUGUUUAUUGUAUGAAAAAUGAAUAUGAAGUAUACUAUUGUUUUACAAGGCUCAUGUCUACGUUAGACGAAUAUAAUUCGGUUCAUAAAAUAAAUGAGCGUGUUGCUAAUUUCAUGACAUUACUUAGAGCUGUUAUUCCCGAUCUAUGUAAUUAUUUUGAAGAAGAAGAAGUUGAUAUUAACGAAUGGGCUUCGUCAUGGUUACAGAAUUUGUUUGCGAAAGAACUUCAAUUUGAAAAUUUGUUGAGGCUAUGGGAUACAUACUUCUCUAUUGAUGAUCCUAUUGGAUUUCAUCCAUACGUGUGUUUAGCGGUAUUAAAAAAUGCUAGAGAGAAUCUUGAAGACUUGGAGCAAUCAGAGAUCCGAACAUCAUUACUGAAUUUACCUUUAAUGGAUAUGGAGCAAAUAAUUAAUCAAGCCUUCAAUAUUCAUCAUGAAAUAUUGGAAAAACAAAUUUCCGAUUCUCUUUAAUAUAUGCAAAGCAACUUAAAAAUAAAAAAAGCAUAUGUAU
Molecule: messenger RNA, 1251 nt
Organism: Rhizophagus irregularis DAOM 181602=DAOM 197198
Lineage: Eukaryota; Fungi; Glomeromycota; Glomeromycetes; Glomerales; Glomeraceae
Biological process (GO): activation of GTPase activity
Molecular function (GO): GTPase activator activity
Source: RefSeq, a predicted model, not a curated record